AUGUCGCCGGAGACGUUCUCGCCGGGGAUCAGACUCACUGUCCCGUUCUCCAUCGCCGGGGCCAACGACGCCGGGGAAGAUUUGGAGCAGGCUCCGAGUGUAACCAGCGGGUAUCCGAGAGUGGAUGAUUAUUGGGUUGUGCAGAAGCAGCGGGUAUCUCGAAUCUCAGAGGCGGCGGAAAGGAGGACCCCGGCGAAGAUCGUGGUGGAGAAGGGGGGUGUAGCUGCUGAGAGUUUCUUCGUUCCCUCCUCUCUGUUCUUGGUUGUUUAA
Messenger RNA from Linum trigynum, 270 nucleotides. The record is from the annotation of a GenBank genome assembly. NCBI's taxonomy places the organism in Eukaryota, Viridiplantae, Streptophyta, Magnoliopsida, Malpighiales, Linaceae.